AUGCCGCCAGCACCACUGAAGAAGAAGGUCCCACUCCAGUUUCCGGCGUGGCUGGUGGUGCAAGAAGACACACUUGCUGACAACCUAUUCCAGCAAAGCCAAUUGGCCUUAGGUCGGUCCACCAGAGAAGAAAUCCCCUGGUUGUCAGAAGCGCAGUAUUGCAUACCUGUUGCGGAGAAGGACUCGCUUCCCCAUGCUAGCGAAGGGACCAGGAGCUACAGCGAUGUACAGGAGUCAGCCCAAUUCCUAGCUGGCUCUGCUUUUUCCAAGUCUAUUCUUUCUGCGCUGACUGGCAAAAUCGAGCUACCCAACAAGCUCAUGGGAGUGUGCAAUGUCACCCCGUACGACAGCUAUCUGGAGAAGACGUGCUUGAAUUGGGGUACAACAGCUGCUGAUGGAAACUCCAUGGCAAGCCUAUCAGUUUCGAAAACACCUCAGCUCACUAGCUAUUGUGAGAAGAUCAUCGCUCUCGAGUUGCUGCAGGACUGGAAGAAUGGCAAGCAUUGCAUGGGUGAUGUUCGGCCGUAUGAAAAGGACCCAGUACCUCUCAGCAACACUGUGGACCCCAAUGACUUUGGCUUCGAAAUGGUCUCUGUGUCCAAAACUGGCAAUGGAUCUGGGUGGGGAAGGUACAAAAUCCAGCUUCCCACAAACAUCAGACAGCUCUAUGCAUCGGACGUCGUUCAUGGGGCAGAAUGGCGUGAAAUUAUUGCAGAGUUCGACAAAAAGUUCGAUGUCAACGUGGCCACUGCCCCUGUCUCCACGGCUGUGGUUCCCCACGAAGAACCGGAAGAUGAAGCCAUCGAGCCUUGGGCAGAGCCAUCGACCUUGGACGCACUUACUGAGAAGUACAAUUUGGAGGCCAAAGUAUCUCCAGAGAUAUCUUCGCGUGAGAAGGACACGAAGACCAACAACCCAUCGCUAAGUGCAGAGAUGCUGCAUGACCUUCAUGGGAAGAUUGCCAGUGCGAAGAAAGAUGACAAGCAGAAAAGAUCAGAUGAGAAAAAAGCAAUGAAGGCACAGGCAAAGGAGGAUGAGAAGAAGCGAAGCACACUGAAAGAAGAAGUCAAGCGAAAGAGGAAGCCAAAGGCGUCAGAUGAAAAGGAGGAGGAGGAGGAGGUGUCAGCCAAGCCAAAGGAGAAGUCAAAAACCAAGAGAAAUGAUAUGGACCAGGAGAAACCGAAAAGAACCAGAGGAGCAAAAGGGGAACCAGCAGACAAGCGAGAGAAGCCAAUGGACCAAGAGGACAAGCUAAAGAGAAAACGCAGUGUGGCACUGGAGGAACCAGAGAAGCCCAAGGAAGAGAAACCAAAGAGAAAACGAACUGUGCCAAAGGAAACGAAGCCAAAGGAAGAGAAGCCAAAGGAAGAGAAGCCAAAGGAAGAGAAGCCAAAGGAAGAGAAGCCAAAGGAAGAGAAGCCAAAGGAAAAGAAACCAAAGGAAGAGAAGCCAAAGGAAGAGAAGCCAAAGGAAAAGAAACCAAAGGAAGAGAAGCCAAAGGAAGAGAAGCCAAAGAGAAAGCCACGUGGGGCAGGAAAGGAGAAUGAUCGGAGUGGCAAGAAGAAGGAGUCGGAAAAGGAGAAGCGUCAGAAGCGUGCAGCCAGAGCUCGUCAGCUUGUUGCGGAAUUGCAAGCAAUUCGCCAGAGAAAGGCGUCACAAGACAAUGGAAAUGAGGAUCGUCACAAGACAGGAGAAGUCUGGGAUGAAUAUGCUCAAAAAUGUGCUGCAGCAGACAUGUAUCAUCUGAAGUCAAUGGGCGCAGAAUCAGAAGCUGCACCUGCCAAGCCUCGGGACAAGUCUCUCUCUAUCAAGGAGGCUGCCAAACGAGCGACACAAAAUGCUUCAGCCCAGCAGUCAGCCACAAAGGGGCGUGGAAAGGGGCGUGGCAGGGGACGUGGGAAGCCUGCUGGAGCAAAGCCAAAGAAGCCAGAAGAUGACCCACUGGAUUCUGAUGAGGAGAUUAACCGCUCUGAGGAUGAGAAGGUUGCCAGAAAACUUGACUUUGAAGAAGAAGCUGCCUCGGACUCGGACGCAUCUACUUUGGUGCUUGGGCAAGAAGAGAAAGCCACCAGGGGGAAGGCGAAGGCGAAGAGCAAGGCAAAGGCCGCUCCUGCAACAUCAUCGAAGUCGAAGGCGAAGGGUCUUCAGCUGGUCUAUCAAGAACACCUCAAGAGCACCAUCUCCCAGCUGAAGAAGGACCACCCGGAUUGGUCAGGCAAGGAGUGCUUGAAACAAGCUCGAGCUUUGUGGCGGGAGCAUCCAGAUCGUGUGAACAGCAUGAAGCACAUGAGUGCCUCAGAAUUGUCUCGCAGACGACUGAAAGUCAAUGUCUCAAAUCCCUCUAACCCAGCUGGUGCGCCUGGUGCAAACGGCAUCGAGGAAGCACCAGAACGAAGUCCUGCAGAUGUGCCAGAGAAGUCCCCUGUCCAGCAAUUGCCCUUCAAGCCCUACCAUCCUGCCUUGACAGGUGAGCUUGAUCGAAUCAUGGCUUGCUCCUGGUCAUCGGAUUUGGAACCCGUCGUGCUCGAGAUCACUGAAGAAGAUUCUAAGAAGACUUCAGACUCCGACAAAUGCAGCCUCAAAGAACUGUUUGACGAACUGAGUGAAACAGUGGCAGACUUUACCGUGAAUGGGCACACCAUGGAGAAACCCUCGGCUGUAGCGGCAGGGAGCGCUGACCCGGAGGGUAGGCUGUGCUUGCCGCGGCCUCCGCCGGACGCCACGACUAAAGUGUUGCAAUUCUUAGCGGAGCACAGCCGAGCUGCACGGGUCUUUGAGACGUCCAAAACAUGGUCCGCUAGCCGGAAGAGGCUUCUCCUUUCCUGGCUCUGCGACUUUGUUCACAUCGAGAACGACCGUAUAGGCGACGAGGAGAACGCGAACGGCUCGCCCCGGGAGGAGAAAGGCGGGUGCGUCGCGACCAGGUUGUUCGACCUGACGGACAUCUCGUUCUUCGAGCUCGACCGGCUCUUCGCCCGGAGCGCGAAGACCCUCAAGCGCCGCCAGAAGAAGCGGAAGCCGCGGAGGGCCGAUGGCGAAAGCAGCUCCUCCGAGCGCUCUCGGUCACCCCCGAGGAGAGGCUCCCUUCGAAUGGGUGGCCGCGUGCUGCCGCAGACGGGCGGCUUCACCGAUAAGGUGGGCAAAGUGGAACGGACCAUCGUGGUGACCGCGAUCCCCUACGGCGCCGACGCCCGGGCGGUCCAACCGACGUGGCGCGUCGAUGAAAAGAUCAUCUUCAAGCACUUUAGCAAGUGUGGCCUCAUCGAGGACUUGCAGAUGCUUUACAAUCGAAAGGGAAUGCCCACGGGUGUGGCCAUCAUCGAGUUCUCCUUGGAGGAGCCCGUGCAGCGCGCGACCACGCUGCCGUCGCCCUUCAACGAGAUCCUCGGCCAGGUGGUCCAGGCGAAGCGGGCAGACGCACAGAUUCCGAAGAAGGAUCCAGGGCCCAAGAGAACUCUCACGCGCCAGCAGUUCACACAGCAGGUGCUGAGUGGCUUAAUGAAGCCAUCAGAAGAGAAGAUGAAUAUGAGGAAACUGCACAUUAAGAACCUCCGUCCCGUCGUCAGGGACGACGACUUGCGCAGUAUCUUCAAGCCCUUUGGGGAGUUUGAGGAUUUCCUCAUGGGCAGCGGCGAGUGUUGGAUCACCUUCAAAAAUCACAGCGAUGCCCAGGAUGCGAUGACCUCCAUGCAGGGAUUCCAGUUGGUCGGCCAGGAGCUCAGCAUCAGCAUGCUCUCAGUGAGCAUAGCCAAGAGCACCGAAGCGCCCAAAGACGCAGAGGCGGAGAAAAAGCCGAAGCCCUUGGAUCUGAAGAACGAUUCAGACUUCGGCGCGACGGGCUCGGGCGUGUCCAACGUGCACAACCGCAUCGAAGUGAUGAAGAAGCUCUUGAAGGCCCACAGCGGCAGCGGCAUCCCCACCGUGGUGGGACUGCCAGUGCCCUCAGAGCCUCCUGCAGAUGGCGCGGCGCCCGCAGCUCCCCCCGCAGCGCCGGCGCCGACGGCGGAGCUGCCGCCGGCGCCGAAGCCGGGAAACUCGACCAGCUGCACCUUGCUGCUGCAGAAUAUGUUCAACCCUGGGAAGGUGGACUUGGCCUCGGACCCCAAGUUCUACGAGGCAUUGCGGGAGGACACCCACGAGGAGUGUGCCAAGCAGGGAAAGGUGGUUCACGUCACGGUAGAUCCUCGUGGCACCGCAGGAUUGAUCUACGUCCUCUAUGAAACCCCCCAGCAGCGGCUGGCGGGUGAGCUGGCGCUGAACGGUGCCUGGUUCGAGGGGAAGAAGAUCAUCGCCACAGGAAUCGACGAUUCCAUUUGGCAAGACCUGGCAGCUCAAGCGCAGCCAGCUGUGAAGCAAGAACCCGCCGCAGACGCGUGA
This is a messenger RNA of Durusdinium trenchii, 4377 nucleotides long. Lineage: Eukaryota; Dinophyceae; Suessiales; Symbiodiniaceae. The record is from the annotation of a GenBank genome assembly.